AUGGCACGGCUUUUCGUUUCCUCUGCGCUGCUCGUGGCAGCAGGUCUCGUCUGCUUGUCAGGUGCGGACGCCAAGGGCGUACCUCCGCCUCCCCCCGUGCAAGAAGUUUGCGAGACAGUCCCAUACCAGGUGCAGUCGACUUGCUACAAGGAUGUAACGAAGAAGAAAGCGUACUCGUGCCCGGAGACCAUGGAAAAGGAGGUCUGCAAGAACGUCCCCGUGCAAGUUCCAGACACCUGCUACAAGCAGACCAUGCAGCGCGUGCCCUACUCCUGCCCGAAGACGCAGUACAAGACGGAGUGCUACGAGGUGCCCAACACAUGCACGAAGACCGAGUACGCCACAGAGACAUACGAGUGCGGCAAGGAGGUUUGCAAGACAGUCCCGGUCCAGGUUCCCGACACAUGCUACAAGACCGUUAUGGAAAAGGAGGCAUAUCCGUGCACCAAGACCAAGGCCGAGCAGUUCUGCACCGAAGUCCCGUACACGGUCAACAAGACCUGCUACAGGGAAGAUAGCAAGACAGUCCCCUACCCCUGCACGAAGACAGAAUACAAGAAGAAGUGCCGCCAGGUGCCGUUCCAAGUGGACAACACCUGCUACAAGACCGUCAUGAAGCCCGAGGAAUACAAAUGCACCAAGACAAUUUACGAAGACAGCUGCAGCGAUGUCGCAGUCCAGGUCCCCGACACCUGCUACCGCGAUGUGGCUCAGAAGAAACCCUACAAAUGCAAGAAGACUCUCACCAAGAACCAGUGCACGAAGGUUCCGGUACAGGUGCCCAGCACUUGCAGCAAGACCAUCAUGACAAAAGAGGCGUACGAUUGCUCCAAGACGGAGUACCGUACGGAGUGCACUGACGAGGUUGAGCAGGUGCCCUGCAUGGGCAAGGAAUGCAAGCUGCGCCAGCUGAAGAAGAAGCGCGUGUGCCGCCAAGUGCCCUUCACGAGCAAGAAUGUGUGCUACAAAAACGUGCCGACUCAGCAGACCUACAAAUGCAGCAAGACCGAAUACCAGGAGCAAUGCGAGGAAGUCCCGUAUGAAGUCCCUGACACGUGCUACGAGACCGUCCAGGUGAAGCAGCCGUACAAGUGCUCCAAAACCGAGUACAAGCAGUCAUGCAAGAAGGUUCCAGUGCAGGUUCCCGAUGUGUGCACGCGCCAAGUGCCUACUCAGGAGGCCUACUCUUGCCCGAAGACUGAGUACCGACAGGAGUGCGAAGACGUCCCUGUCCAAGUCCCAGACACUUGCCAUAAGCAAGUCCCGACAAAGGUUCCGUACAGCUGCCCGGAGACCAAGUACCGCACAAAGUGCGAGACAAAGAUGGUGCCGUUUGAAGAGACCUGCUACAAGUCUGUGCCGCGCAAGCAACCGUACAAGUGCUCGAAGACCACCAUGGAAAAGCAGUGCGAAUACGUUCCGAAGACCUGCAGCAAGCGGGUGCCGACCCAGGUGGAGUAUUCUUGCCCUAGGAAGGAAUGCAAGAAGGUUCCUUUCGAGGUCGACCAGACAUGCUAUAAGAACGUUCCCACCAAGGAGUCUUACAAAUGCUCCAAGACAGUCAUGGAAAACCAGUGCUCUACUCAGUCGUACACUGUGCCGAAGACUUGCUACCGUGAGGAUGUGAAGCAGCAAGCGUACCCUUGCUACGAGACCAAGUACAGGACUCAGUGCAAAUCGAAGAAGAGCAUGCCCGCUCCGAUUCCUGUGUCCAAGAAAAUGCCCAUGCCGGUUAUGACCAGCAAGAAGGGAAUGUAA
Molecule: messenger RNA, 1758 nt
Organism: Besnoitia besnoiti
Lineage: Eukaryota; Apicomplexa; Conoidasida; Eucoccidiorida; Sarcocystidae
Product: Toxoplasma gondii family D protein
Exons: 1
Coding region: 1-1758 (585 amino acids)
Source: RefSeq, a predicted model, not a curated record